Messenger RNA from Cricetulus griseus (Chinese hamster), 491 nucleotides. The record is from RefSeq and is a predicted model, not a curated record. Lineage: Eukaryota; Metazoa; Chordata; Mammalia; Rodentia; Cricetidae.
UGUAACUUCCCAGAGAGUCUGGGUACAGGGGUGUCUUAUAGCCAUCCCAGCAGCCCACAGAGGCAGUUGGAGCUGAACCUGGAGGAUGAGGAAGGCUGGGCUCCUGGGGCUAUUUUGGAUGUUCCUUGUCUCAGAAGUCCAAGCUGCCGUUGAUCCCGCUGAAGAAAGGUAUGACCUGGUUGAGGGACAGACCUUGACAGUGGGCUGUCCCUUCAACAUCAUGAAGUACGCCAGGAGCCGGAAGGCUUGGCAGAAGCUGCAGGAUGGAAAGGAGCCUUUGACACUGGUGGUCACAGAGAGGUCGCCUACAAAUCCCAGUGAAGUCCGCAUGGGGAAGUACACACUGAAAGAUGACCCUGAUGAGGCCAUGUUACAUGUCCAAAUGACUGACCUUCGGGUGACAGACUCUGGGUUGUAUCGCUGUGUCAUUUACCAUCCUCCCAAUGACCCUGUUCUGCUCUUCCAUCCCGUCCGCCUGGUGGUGACCAAGG